CUUAAUACAUUUCAGUCUCUAGAUAGACUAACAUUAUCUCAGAUCAUGGAUAUUCAUGAAGAAGAUGAAAGAUUGAAAGGGCAGGUAGAAAUAUGGGAGCACAUGUUUGCGUUUGUCGAUUCAAUGGCAUUGAAAUGUGCUGUUGAACUUGGUAUUCCCGAUAUCAUAAACUCUCAUGGUCAUCCCAUCACAAUAUCAGAGAUUAUCAACAACUUACCAGCAACCACAUCAUCAUCUCCAUCAGUUGACUAUCUUACCCGUGUUAUGAGAUUAUUGGUUCGCAAGCGCAUAUUUUCUUCACAGAUUGAUCAAGAAACCAAUCAAAUUUAUUACGAUUUAACUCCAUCGUCCAAAUGGUUGUUGAGAGAUUCUAAAUUUAGUUUAGCACCGUUUGUUUUGGCGCAACUUGAUCCGUGGCUACAGAAACCAUGGCAAUACAUGGGAAAAUGUGUGAAAGAAGGUGGUUUCCCUUUUGAAAAGGCUCAUGGAGUUGAGAUUUGGGAUUUGGCUUUAGCUAAUCCACAAUUUAACAACCUUUUUAAUGAUGCAAUGAGAUGUACAACUGAGAUAAUAAGCAACGCCUUGUUGGUUAAGUACAAAGAUGGAUUCAGUGGUAUUGAAUCGUUGGUUGAUGUUGGUGGGGGGACUGGGAUAAUGAUCACCGAGAUUGUUAAGGCUAAUCCACAUAUUAGAGGUAUCAAUUUUGAUCUACCUCAUGUAGUCGAUACAGCACCUGAACAGCAAGGAAUUGAGCACGUUGGCGGUGAUAUGUUUGUUCAUAUUCCCGAGGCGGAUGCUGUCAUCAUGAAGUGGAUAUUGCAUGACUGGGGUGAUGAAGACUGCGUAAAGAUCUUGAAUAAUUGUCGUAAGGCAAUGGCAAGGAAGAAGAAUGGAAGAGUUAUCAUUGUUGAUUGUGUACUUCGACCAGAUGGAGAUGGCUCAUUCGAUAACACAGGAUUGGCAUUUGAUCUAGCGAUGAUUGCAGCUACUUCAGGUGGAAAAGAAAGAACCGAAGUUGAAUGGAAGAUAUUAUUGAACAAUGCAGGCUUCCCUCGCUACAAUAUAAUUCCAAUUCCUGCAUUUCCUUCCAUCAUUGAGGCCUUUCCAGAAUAAAUAUGGAAAAGUUAUAUGAAUAACAUUAGAAAACAAUACUCCCUCGGUUCUUUUUUAAUAGGUCAUAAAUAAAAGUUUCAAAAAAAUAAGUCAGUUUCCUAAUUGAGAAAUGUAAAUGUUAUUUUUAUUUUUUGGGACCAUUUUUCUCUUAACUUCCUUAAAUUUUGCUAA
This is a messenger RNA of Papaver somniferum (opium poppy), 1284 nucleotides long. RefSeq names its product (R,S)-reticuline 7-O-methyltransferase-like. The record is from RefSeq and is a predicted model, not a curated record. The transcript has 2 exons. Gene Ontology annotation, molecular function: protein dimerization activity; S-adenosylmethionine-dependent methyltransferase activity; O-methyltransferase activity. The coding region runs from base 46 to 1113 and encodes 355 amino acids. Gene Ontology annotation, biological process: methylation. NCBI's taxonomy places the organism in Eukaryota, Viridiplantae, Streptophyta, Magnoliopsida, Ranunculales, Papaveraceae.